Molecule: messenger RNA, 2502 nt
Organism: Paraglomus brasilianum
Lineage: Eukaryota; Fungi; Glomeromycota; Glomeromycetes; Paraglomerales; Paraglomeraceae
Source: the annotation of a GenBank genome assembly
AUGAUCCUUGCUAAGCGCGAAAAACUCCGUAAAGAAGGUAAACUCCUCUCAAAAGCCCAGAAAAAAUCUCAACAACAAGCUCAACUUCGGCGUCAACAAAUGCUCGAAUCCGGUGUCAAAAUUGAGGGCCUUGCCGGUGACAGUAAUAAUAACGACGCAUCGAAAAAAGAUUCGCGAACCAAUAAAAAGAAGAAACAACAACAGAAAAUAAGUGAAGCUACUGAUGAUGCGAAAGUUAUGGACAUAAAGGAAGAAGUCAAGGAAAACGUUGAUGAAACAACAAAAGAAGAGAUCAAAAAGCCAGAACCAGAAAGUAUGCCUGAAGGUGGUGUCAAGGAAAGUUGGGAGCUUUCUGACGAAGAGGAAGAUGAAGAAAAAGUUGUAUCUAAAGAUGAAGAAAAGAAAAAGGAAGAAAAAGCAAAGGAAGAAAAAGCAAAGGAAUUAAAGGCAAAGGAAUUAAAGGCAAAGGAAUUAAAGGCAAAGGAAGAGAAAGCAAAAGUAAAGACCAAGGAAGUGAAAGAUAAGAAGGAGCAUGUUUCCGCGAAAGAACCAAGCUCAAAAGCAUCAGAUGUUGCAAAAACUGUCACGAAACCCGUCAUAGAGGCAGACACACAGCCCGAUAGGAAGCCCACCACGGAACUUGGUACAAAACAUGUGGAAAACCCUGCCACAAAGCCUACUGCAUCGAAAGACAAUCUUCGUUCACCCAUUUGUUGUAUUCUUGGACAUGUGGAUACCGGAAAGACGAAACUGUUAGACAAAAUUAGGCAGACUAAUGUUCAAGAGGGUGAAGCUGGGGGUAUUACUCAACAGAUUGGAGCUUCAUAUUUCCCAAUGGAUACAAUCAAGAUAAAAACUGCUCCUUUGAAUAAGGAUGGUAAACAAGAAUACAAUCUCCCUGGUCUACUUAUUAUCGAUACUCCAGGUCACGAGUCCUUUACUAAUUUACGCACGCGUGGAUCAUCACUCUGUAAUAUUGCUAUUUUAGUGGUUGAUAUAAUGCAUGGGCUGGAACCGCAAACCUUGGAGUCGUUGAGACUAUUGAGAGAUCGGAAGACACCGUUUAUUGUUGCAUUGAAUAAGAUUGACCGCAUAUAUGGGUGGGAAGCAAUACCAGAUAAUGCCUUCGUAGAUUCAAUUGAGAAACAAGAAAAUCAUGUGAAGAGAGAAUUUCAAGAUCGCGUGCAGCAGACUAUAGUAGCGUUUGCUGAACAGGGUUUAAACUCGGUUUUGUACUAUGAGAACAAAAACUUUGCCAAAUUAGUCUCUCUAGUCCCAACCUCAGCUAUAACAGGCGAAGGCAUUCCAGAUAUGCUUAUGUUACUCGUUAAUCUCACGCAAACACGUAUGUCUAAUCAACUGAUGUACCUCUCCGAAAUUGAAUGCACUGUCCUCGAAGUUAAAGUGAUCGAUGGUCUUGGCACUACAAUCGAUGUAAUCCUCUCUAAUGGAGUCCUAAACGAAGGCGAUAGGAUUGUUAUAUGUGGAUUAAACGGUCCGAUAGUAACCAACAUAAGAGCAUUAUUAACACCGCAACCUUUACGUGAACUACGCGUAAAGUCCUCUUAUGUUCACCAUAAGAGUGUCAAGGCUGCACAGGGUGUGAAGAUAUCUGCGCAGGAUCUAGACAAAGCUAUUGCUGGUAGCAGGCUGUUGGUAGUUGGCCCAGAUGAUGAUGAGGAGGAAGUCAAAGAAGAGGUGAUGAGUGAUUUGCAGGACAUGAUGAGUUCAGUUGAUAAAAGUGGAAAAGGUGUUUACGUACAGGCGAGCACCCUGGGAUCACUGGAAGCCCUGUUGGAGUUUUUGAAAACGAGUAAGAUACCGGUGUCGGGCGUUGGUAUCGGACCGGUGCACAGGAAAGACGUUAUGAGAGCUGCCAGUAUGCUUGAGAAGGCUAAGGAAUUCGCUGUAAUUCUUGCAUUUGAUGUGAAGUUUGACAAAGAGGCCCAAGACCUGGCAGAAGAGCUUGGAAUUAAGAUGUUCAAAGCCGAUAUUAUUUAUCACUUAUUUGACCAGUUCACUGCUUACAACCAGGAUAUGCUCGAACAGAAGCGCAGGGAUCAAGCUCCACAGGCAGUCUUUCCGUGCGUACUCAGGAUUAUACCGGGAGCAGUAUUCAACAAGAGAGAUCCUAUUCUGGUUGGUGUUGACGUCGUUGAAGGUUCAUUACGAGUGGGUACACCAAUAUGCGUCGUUAAAGUCGAUGCUGCAACAAAUGUACGUGAAAUACUCAACCUUGGGAGAGUAGUAUCGAUACAACAGAAUCAUAAGAAUAUUGAUAUGGUGCGGAAAGGUCAGGCGAGUGGCGGAGUAGCAGUUAAGAUCGAGUGUCCCAGUUAUGAAACACCAAAGAUGAUUGGGAGGCAUUUCGUUGAGCAAGACGAACUUUACAGCAAGAUUUCUCGUCAAUCUAUCGACGUUGUAAAAGAAUCAUUUAGAGAUGAUGUAUCCAAAGAGGACUGGGCACUAAUUAUAAAACUGAAGAAGAUACUAAAUGUUUAA